CAGCGCCGAUCCACACAUACAUGCACGUGUGUGGGUUUCGUGGGUGCCAGGUUCUAGAGAACGCUCAUCGUUGGCAUGCACAAGCUGAUCUGCAGGAAAAUGUGCAUGUGAGCCUUUCUGGAGCAUCCUUUGUAUGGAGGAGCAUGUGUGUAGAGUGAGAGACAGCGUGAGGAUGUGUGGUGGGCAGGUGCUGUUGUGAUCGGUGGAGUUUUCGGUGUACUAUCGUCGUGCUGUCUGCCUCCCCCUCCCUCCCAUUUGGUUAUCUUGUGAGGGCAAAAAAGCAUCCUGCUGGGAUGUCCACCUCGCCUGGUGCAACAGACGGGAGCCAAAGGAACUCUUUGGAGCUAGACACGGAGCACGCACAGAGAGUCCCUGGGGCCGAACAGGGAGGGGCCCCAGCCCCACAGGUCAAGCUGAAAGAAAGGCAGAAGUUCUUUGAGGAGGCCUUCCAGCAAGACAUGGAGCAGUACUUGUCCACUGGCUACCUGCAGAUCGCUGAGAGGAGAGAGCCAAUAGGAAGCAUGUCGUCCAUGGAGGUUAACGUGGACAUGCUGGAGCAGAUGGAUCUGAUGGACAUGUCUGACCACGAAGCCCUGGAUGUGUUUCUACACUCUGGGGGAGAGGACAACAGUGCUGCCUCGCCUGUCGCAGGUCCAGAUGUUGAGUCUUUCACCACAGAGAUCAGUCUCCAGGUUCCCACCCAGGCUGAGCUACGCCACAAGCUUUCUUCCCUUUCAUCCACCUGCACCGACUCUGCCAGCCAAGACACAGAGGCCGGGGAAGAGGAUGAUGACGAGGAGGAGGAAGAGGAGACUGAGCAAGGAGGAGUUGGAGGGGUUGGAGGAUCAGGUGGAGGAGGAAGGAGGAGAAGGGCACCCGUGGUGGUGACCCUGGAUGAAGAGGAGGUGCACCCUGACACCGCGUUGGUGGACGGGGUGGACCAAGUGGACCAGACCAGCAAAGACAGUGAGGCGAGCCGGCCGAAGGUUUGAGGACACACGGACUGGAUUUAAACACAAACGCACAGAGCUGCAAAAUCAAACUGAGAUAUAUAACAAUAUUGGCUUCCUUCUCAAAUUGUCAUACUGAAGAAAAAGAUGUGAACGAGAACACACUGAGGUUGCACUAACUGCCACAUGACCUUGCCUUAAAAGACCACUGAUGUGAGUUUUAAAUUCUAAUUGAAUCCUCUUAAACUAGGUUUGAGUUACAUUUAGCAUAAUAGCAUUUGAUGGCUUAACAUGCACAUAAAUAGUUUGAAACUAUUUAGAGAAUGCUGUAAUAUUCUGUUUCUGUGUUUGUGCAUGUUGAGACCAGGAGAGACCUGUGAACGAUAAGUAAGAAGCAAGAGAAAUAUACACUAAAAUCAUCCAUGUGUCCCUCUUGCUGUUUUAAUGCUUCAUGCUAACACUUACAUAUUCGCUAAACUGCAGUUGUUACCAUUAAUUUAUGUGUAAGACACUGUUGAUUUGAUGCUGUUUUGUUCCAAAUACUUACCAUACGUAAAUGGCUUUCAAAAGCUCUAUCAGGUUUAUGGUGUUUUAUGUUGUCACCCAAAGUAUGAAAAAUAAUCUCUCCAUUGCCUCUAUUGGUAUCUAGCCAUGCAGUUAGUUUUAUAUGCCCAGGUUUUGUCAUAUAUUUUUUAAUACAUUGAAAAUUGGCAUUCAAAAAAAUAAAAACAGCUCAAAACCUGGAAUGAAUGUGCUGAUGUAAAUAAAAUGAAUUCCCCUAUCCAGACGAGUUAGCAAGCUUUAAGCAGUAAAUCAGAACUGUUAUGAUCAGUUUUUUGCAUGUUCGAUUGUCAGAAACGAUACUCCAACAGCAGACUCAAGUUCUCCAAAAUUCCGACAGGAUCACAACUGUUUCAGUGCAACAGGUGUUUCAGUUUAAGGAGUAAAUGUGUUAACUGGUGACUUUUACCCAAAUGCGUCCAUGGUUGCUCGUAGUAACUUAUGUAGAUGGUUGGCGUAGAUAACAAACACGGAGCAGUAUGUAUUUAAAAUGGACUGAAGGCUUUUACCAGGACUCCUACAAGUUCUGUUUUUGUUUUCAAAAGCUAAUGCCACUAACCACAAACGCAUUGGGCUGAGAGUCACCAGUUAACAUGGUCACUCAUUAAACCAAAACACUGGAGGCAUCUAUGGCUGCAAGCUAUUCAAUGUGUUGACUAUUGCUGGACUGAUAAAAUAUGCGUGUGUUUGUAGUGCCCAUUUUAUAACACAAUUAACUCAAAGCACUGAGUUAAUGUCAAGGACACUUAGUUCAAACUGACAGAAACAAAAUACAGCUCACCAAAAUCCAUUGUUUCAACAAUAAGCAAGGUUAGCUUAGGUUAAUUGAUGACUGCACGUAGGUGUGAAUGUGUGCGUGAAUGGUUGUCUGUCUCUAUGUGUCAGCCCUGCGAUGGUCUGGGGACCUGUCUAGGGUUUACCCUGCCUAAUGGAAUGGAUGGAUUGGAUUAGACACCAUUAAAUUAACAAAACAUAAUGACAAAAAUCUCCGUUGGUCUUGGUUGUCUGUUAAAGUUUAUCAUCUGGAUCCUGAAGAAGGCCUACAGCACUCCUUUGUGGGUGAGGAGAAAAACGUUACACGGCUCGCACUCUCUGGGUUGUGGUCUGAAACAGCAUCCAACAAAAACUGCCCACGCUGACAGUCAUUACUGCAGAAUUAUUCCCUUUCUGUUGAUAUCGUAGGGCAUUUGAGCAAAGGUAGCACCUUUGUUGGCUCUCGGCAGCUCAAAUUCUGAUGGGUCUCCACGGACAAUAUACUCCCUCUGAUGCUGCAGCCUCAAAUGGCCUCUCUCUUGCAGAUUACGGCUGAAUUUCUGAGUGAGCCAAAACAUUGUUAAAUCUACAUCCAUAGAUCCUCCGCACUCAUAUUUUGGAAUGCCAUUUUUGCUGUUGGAAAUGUAACACAAGCAUCGAGAACAAGGAGGUUUUUGAGCGGUAUUACGCCCCACAAAUACCAAAUUAGCACUCUGUAGUUCUUCUGUAUACCAAGUACCUCACUGCCACGUAACUGGGAUACAGAAGAAUAACAGAGUGCUAAUUUGGUAUGCACUCCUAUGCAUACCUAACUUGGACAGCCAUAGAAAAGGUUGAAAAUCGGUGAAUUAUCCUUUUAAUAUAGCAAAUGCUCUGAAAUUAUGAAAUAUCUGCAGGGGGCACAUGGAUGCAUUUUUAUGGAUAAGCUGAACCCCAAAGCUUGUUGCAAUUCUUUAGCUGGUGUAUAAUGUUUUAAAUAUAAGCUACCAAUUAGAAAAUACUCGAGUGCCAAUGGCUUUUAUAAACAUGGUGUAAUAGAUGGCAGUCACCUGGCAGUGGGUUCCACACCACAUAGUACUGUGUAGCUUACAGACUACAGAUGGAGUUCAGGUACCAAGUUAUUAAUGAUUGAACACACACACACAAACACACACACACACACACACACACACACACACACACACACACACACACACACACACACACACACACACACACACACACACACACACACACACACACACACACACACACACACACACACACACACACACACACACACAGGAGAGUUACCCAUUGCCAUACCCUUGACCAAUAAUAAUGGAUCUUCUCCUUUUGAACGAGGACCAAAUCCCUGUUCGGACUGUGUGUGCUAUAUGCACUAGACAACAACCAGAAGGUUGAACUGAAUCAAUAUUUUUUUUGUACAGAAAUGUUUACAUUUGUGUGAUGUGACAGCAUUAUUCCUUCUUUUCUUUUCCUCUGCCAACAGUUUCUGACUUGUCGGUAAUAAGUGUUUCUGCCCCAGCAUUGUUUAAUUUUCAUUGAAGCAUUUCAGGAACAAAUUUUACAAUUCAUUAUUAGCAGGAUUUAGGGUUUGAGCAUGUAAAUAGCCCCUGUGCGCUAACUCUUGCUUUGUAGUCCUGCCUGAGCUCUUACCAAAUGGAAAGCUGACAUGAUGGGGAAAUGGAUAGAGAGUGGAGAGGGCUUUGAAAUACAGGGGUUUUCUCUUGGGAAAGAAUAUUUUACCAAGUAUAUAUUCGUUAUUACUGUAUACGUUUUUUCAACUGAAAAAUAAGUGAAAGCAAUACUUGUGUUGUACUGAGUGACAUUUGAAAGCUGAGAGUGGAUGUGCUGGGGUUGUUGUGUUGCCAGUCAUUCAAAGGCACUUCAAUUAAGGUCAUGAAGAACAACAGGGCCCUUCAACAAUGUUGCAUGUAUAAUGUCUGAGGUGUGAAUAGAGUGAUAAGCUCUGUGCUGAAAGAACAGUUUACUACUAUUAAAUAUGACACACCUUCUGCUGCUUGCUGUGGAACUUCAAAUGUCAUGGUACUACCUGUUUUCCCCUUUUGCCUACAGAUAAGGUUUUUUUCACUGUAGAGUUUUGCCAUUUCUAUUGUGAAAGGUUAAAUCCCCCCAAUUUACAACAAAGUAUUUUCUAAAGUACCUCUGGUGGUAUCUUAAAAAGUAUUACAAUUCUGCAAUGUUAUAAAGUCAUACAUUUACAAGAUGUUUGAGCAAAACAGUGGUAAUGAAGAAUAGUAGUUUUUUUAGUUUUUUUAAUGCCACCGUUAAGCACUGGGUUACGUAUGUGCCCAGUCCAAAAUAUUUUAAAAUGUAGCGGACUCUCCAUUCAUCCAUUCUCAACCAGUUAUCGGGGGCUGGGUUGCAGGAACAGCAGGCUAAGCAGAGUAUUCCAGAUGUCCCUCUCCACAGCAAACUCUAAGGACAUAAUUCACCAAAAUCCGUGGUCACCACAAGCAGUUAUAUUAUGUGCCUUUUCUGUGUUGUUUUCUCUUCACACUGCCAGUUGGGCACGGCCCCUUAAAACGUCAUUGGGUAACUAUGGUAAUGCAGUGUGUUCGGAGUAACACCCUCAGUUUUAGCUUUGCUGAAAUAAAAGACAAAAGCCUUCGUGUAGUCAAAGAUAAGAAUUUUUUUGUCUCUAGUUUUGGUCUAAGUAUUUAUUCAUGUUUAAAAAAGAACAAAGAAAUAACGUGAAAAAAACCGUGUAUGUAUCUUUCUGAACCAUAACCUUGCUCAGAGGCCAUCCUUACAAUAAUAGAAGCAACUAAGGAGUUUUUACUUAUAAAUUAAUAACUUUAUAAUCCCGUAAAUUUAUAAUUUUAAUCUCAGAGACUAUCCAAGUUUUUCCUUGUAAAAUUUCUAGGCAUAUUACAGCCCUCCCUCAGCUCCUUAAUUGUAUAUCACACCUUAACCAUCUGAUAGGAUUUUGCUUUUUUGAUGUUUAAUUACAGAAA
Molecule: messenger RNA, 5245 nt
Organism: Anoplopoma fimbria (sablefish)
Lineage: Eukaryota; Metazoa; Chordata; Actinopteri; Perciformes; Anoplopomatidae
Gene: dtnbp1b
Product: dystrobrevin binding protein 1b
Exons: 4
Coding region: 294-992 (232 amino acids)
Biological process (GO): neuron projection development; platelet dense granule organization; negative regulation of protein kinase activity
Cellular component (GO): BLOC-1 complex; synaptic vesicle membrane; plasma membrane
Source: RefSeq, a predicted model, not a curated record